AUGGGUUAGAAAAGUAGACGGACCGCGGGUUUUGACCCGGUUUUUGUAAAAUAGGCCCUCAUGGGAUUUGGGGUGAUUUCAAAUGUAAAACAAUGAAAGGUUUAAAUUAUGAAAAAGUAAAUUUUAGACCAUCUACAUUGGAGAGAAAAUAAAUUAAGAGCUGAUAGAAUUAUGGAGGAAUUCAGCACAAUUUAGAGUUUAUGUGUGACUAGAAAAUUAACAAUUAAAAAAUUUGGGGGAAACCUACUCCGGGUGGUUGUUUGAUUACAUUAUUUCCAUGGAUUCUUUUGAAACUACAGUAAACAAUAAAGCAAAAAAUAAUAAAACAGUAUCAGACAUGCAGUCGUAACAGCUGAGGGUUUCUUGCUCCUUUUGAACGGCGUUAUGCCUUUAUUAUAUUUGCUCUCUUUCUCUCGAGCUGAAAGAUCAAGAACUAAGGCCUUCGGUCAUUACAUGUGCAAGUCUCCGGACAUUACUUUUUAAUGAAACCUUUGGGAUUUUUGGGACAAAAGGUUGGACUUUGAUAAGAUUGAAUUGUGGAACUUGAACCUUGUAGUUUACCGACUAAAGUUCUCACACAAAUUGUCUCAUUUUUCAAGCGACAUUAGCACCCCAAUUGCCAUGACUUUUUGACGUAUGUACAUACAAUAUGACCCCAUCAAAACUACACUGAACCAGGCAAAUUGUGAUAUUUUUAAAUCGGAAAUUCUCCUCUUCUUGACGUCUCAACUCGGAUCAGUUUUAAAUCGUCUUUACUUCGGAAAUUCUUUGAUUGGCCACGUCAAACUUUUUGUUUUUUUUUUGUCUAAAACAGCACAUUUUUUCAGCUCAAAAUUGAAUUUAUUUUUAUUAAACGGCACUCUAAUAGAGUCUUUGUGUGGGAGUUAAUGGAAUUUGGGUGCUGGGAUUGUAUCUUUUUUAGCGUUCGGACAUUUUUUUAAUGGAUUUUUGGGAACGUUUAGAAUUUUUUGAAAUGAUUGUUUUGCAUAAUUUGAAAAUAUCGGCUUUUAAAUUUCAUAUUAUUAAUAUUACAAUGUAAGCAGCUCAUUUUAACACCCAUUUUCUACCAACUUACUCAAAAAAUAAUUCCAGAAUACCCUGCAAAUUACGGAUCCGUUCCGCAGAUCCAAGUCCUCCCCAGCGACAUCGAGGACACCAACAAUUUAAGUGCCUAUUCACGGCCUCUGUCCAGUAAGUUGUUUUGCAAAAGAUUACUCAUUACCAUACCUAUUCAAAUUUAUUUCAAUUAUGUUUUUAUUCAAGUCAAAUGCCCCUUUACAACUAUUUUUUUAUUCUUUUUACACUACUCUUUGCCCUUUUUACAACCAUUCUUUUCAAUUUUCAUAAUCAUCUGGGCCUUUUCCCCUCCGGCAAAUUUCGGCUGCGUGAUUUCAUUUUGGAGUUUACCACAUUCAAGGUCGAUAAUUUUUAGGCAUUCGUGAAUUGAAAUUCCAUUGAACUUUGGUUUCUUGUGGUGGGCACAAAAUUGGCAAAAUUAAAUAAAAAUUUUGGAUUUUGAAAGAGCAAACAUUCCAUAAUUUUCUAUCCAAAGGAUUGGAUUUUAAGUCUAUUUGCAAAAGUCGAGGGGAGAGUACGUAUUUACAAUAUUUUUUUAUUAUUUUGUAUGCAAAAAGUAAUAAAAAGGGGUCGUUGAUCUCGGGCGCGCUCGAACCGCCGGCCUUCUGUGUGUUAGACAGAUGUGAUAAACACUACACCACGAGAUCACUGCUCAGAAAGAAGAACAAUUUAGUCCAAAAUUUUGCUUUCAGGUAUUCAAAAUUCAAAGCUUAAUGUUUUUAAAUUUUGGUGUGCAAAAUUUUCCUUUUGGUUUUGAGGUUAAAAAAUUGCAAAAUAAUGUAAAAUACGAGUGUUUCCACAUCUUUUUAAAAUUUACAAAUGGGUUUUCUCAGAAACAAAAAAUUAAUAAAAAUAUUUUUGACUUCUUUCCCUUGACUUAUGGCUCCUUUUGUCCCACUAAUUAUUCAUUUCCCUGCCCCAUCCAUUUUCCUCAUCAAAAUUCCCAUGCGGAUUCCAGAAUCCCUGACUUUUGAAUGUCGACACCAAAAAAAGUAUUUGAAUAAUCUUAUUUUCGCUUCAUAAUAGGCCCUCAGGGGAUUUUCAAUGGAAACUGGGGCAUUUUUAAUUGAGAAGGCAAAAGAGAAAACGAAUAUCAUAAAGGGAUACAAAGGAGAAUAUUUACUGACAAAAUGUCGGUUCGGGUUUGUUUAUGAGAGAUCCAGCAGUUAGAUUAUGACAUUAGAGGUGCUGUGGAAUCGGCAAGAAUAAUUAGUUGUUUACAAAAAUGAAUAGGACACCAGAAAAUGCGGAUUUAAUAACAUUUGCCUCCGUCAAUUUGCGGAAAAGGCGAGUUAAAGGGCGAUUACCCAACUUUUUGGUGAAAAUACCAUUAAGCUUUUGUGUCAAGCACUUGUAAACAGCACUUUCUAGUAGUAUGGAAAAAGUUGUAGAUCUAUUUUUGGCGUUCUGUUCCAUUUCUAGAUAUUUUUCGAUGAAGAAUGGGAUGAAUUUCUUCAAAGUUCACCUUGUUCUUGAAGGGUAAUAUCUCGAGCUGUGCCCAUGGGAUCCUUCUUAAAUCGUAUCCACUUACUCUCAAGUAGCCGUAUCUUAAUUCACGAAAAUUGUAGCUCACGCUUUGCAAAGAGGGUCGUCUUUACAAAGCCUUUUUUCGUGGGAUUCAAGAAAAAUUAUGACAAAUGGUAAGAGAAAAAACGGUUUUCGGUUAUUUCUCUGCGAAUAUCUCGCGGAAUAAAUUGAUUUUUUGCACAGAAAUGUUGCUCUAUACUUAUAUUAGACUAUUAAAUUUACACAAUAAAAAUUUCAAAAAAGUCAAAAAAUUUUACGCAACUUUUUGAGUCAAUUUCCUAGGAAUUUUUGCAAAAUUUUAGGCUUUAAAUUUCGCAUUUUUUUAGACGAUGCUUGGUAAGAGUCUGAUCAUUCAAUUAUCAUCAUAUUUCCUCUAAAUUUUCCUCUAGAAAUUUCUAGAAUUUGUUGUAAUCCCUGUCGCUCAUCAGGGUUUCAUCGACAAUUUCCGCUAAACUCUUUGAACUAUAAUCCUUACAAGUUCAUCUUUUUCACUCCAGAGACCAGAUAUAAACCGCCCUUUCUCGGCUGCCCUUUAUUAUAACACUUUUUGGGGUAAUUAUAAUAUCAGUAAAGGUUGUCAUUUGAUCCAUUCUUAUAUGUAAAAAAAUGGCUAAAAUAAAUUCCCUUCUUUGCAAAAUAAAUUAUUCUUUCUUAUGGAGUAGAGGUCAACUUUUUAAUUACAAGUUUUUUGUUUUUUAUAGCAUGAAGUAUGGAAUUUUUGAUUUUUUACUGGAUUUAAAUUUUAAAUUGUUUGUUGCCAUGUGUGUAAACUUGCUAAAAAAUGAAACAUUACUGCUUUCUAACAAAGACAAUUUCCCCAGGCUUUUUUCUCCCAGAAAAUUCUCACGUAUCCCGGAAAUUUUUUGGUUUAUGUCCUCUAAGUUACAAUUUUUUAUAUGUAAUGUUUUUUAUUACAUAUUACUUUCGAGACCCCUCAAAAACAUCUUUUAAAUUUUUUUCUCAAAAUUCCAGCCAAUUUUAAUUUUUUACAAUUUGAACUCUGUUUCAUCUUUUCCUGUUUUCUUGAGACGUUUCGAUGCCCUGAGGGAUUGUUUUUGUCACCAGAGGCUCAAGUUUAUCAAAAAGAAACGAUUUCCUGCAGAAUUCUUGUUAUUUUGUGUUAUCUCAACGCGACUUUAUUGAAUCAAUUUCGUAACAUUUCAUUCAAUUUUGAUGUUUCCUAGACGCUCUUCCCGUUUUGACAUCUUUGAUGUGCUAUAUAAUAUAAAGAAUACUUCCUGAUUGGCACUUUCGAAAAGUUUUGGAAACGGAAAACUGGAAUCUAUUUUACGUCAUCAUCCGUGAAUUUAGAUCUUUUAAUGCUUACCCUCAAGCAUUAAAAUUUUCCUAUAUUUUUUCCAAAAAGUUGCCAUAGCUUGUUAUAGUAUUUUUUACCCAAAGCUCCUUAUUUUAGCCUACAAAAAAUGAAUCUAAUUAUAAAGUUGACCUCUACUCUCUCAGAACAAGUAAUUCACUUUAUAAAGCAUGGAAUUUACCUUGAUGUUUUUUAUAAAACCGGGUAAAUGUCAGGCUUUACUGAUAUUAUAAUUACCUCAAAAGUUUUAUGAUAAAGGGCAGCCGAGAAAGUGCAAUUUGUAUUGCGUUUUGGACGGAAAAAAAGUUAAUUUGUAAAGAUGAUUGUUGAAAGAGUACAAAGGGGAAAUUUCGAUGAAACUUUUUUUUGAAUUUUGAAAACCUUUUGAGGCCAAUUUCGUGGAAAGAUGGCCAAGUGACGUUUGGAUACUUGCCCUUGAAAGAGAGACUAAAAUUUUUUGGGAAUUGAUGUAAUCAUUUGAAAGGUUGUUUGAAUUCUGCAUUCUCUUUUCACUCCGUAACUUCUCCAUCUUUAUGCCAGCAUCCAUCAUAGUUAUUUUUGAAAUGUUUUCCAAAUUUAACUUUCUCCGACUGCGAAUGCCCCGGAGGCAUUUAAUUAUAAACCCCCACUGGAGGUCAGAUUUCACUGUUUAUUCAGCGCUUCCAACAACAACCAUCUAUAUUUAUAUAAUUUUAUUUUUUGUCAUCUUAUCUCUAGUAUAAUAUAUAAUAUAUCGAUAUUUGAAGGAAAAAAUCUAAAUUUAAUGCUUUUUAGGUAUGAGUAAUGUGAUUAUGCCGCCCUGGACAGAAAGCCGCUCCUCUCUCGCGUCGAUUUUAUCGCAUAUUCCGGGAUCGCCGUCUUCCUUCAUCAGGUGAGUUAAGUACAAAAUUAAUGCAAUUUCAAGCCCCGAAAAUACGUUUUUUCUCCAUUAUUACGCUGAAAGCCUCUUAUUAGUCACAUUGUAUCUUAAACUUGCCAAAUUAUAGCGUGUUUUGGCCUAUAUUUUUGGUCGUGACACAUGAUAAUUAAAAUGGAUGUGAGCUCGCUUUGUUCGCGUCUAAACAGCUUAUCUGCAAUGGUUUAAUAAGGGGUUUAGAAUCGAAUAGAAGCUUGUACAGUAGUCGGAUUUAGUGUGUUUAUUAUGUUUUGCAUUCGACAUAAAGCCGUUUGAUUUUUGGAAAGGAAACGAUAUUGUAGUAGAUGUCUGAGAGUGGAGAUUUCUCAGAGUACAAUGCUCAAGAUUUAAUAAAGCUUGGUAGAAAUGUAGAGUAUAGUCUACUAUAGUCUACAAUGUCUGAUUUUUAGCCCGCAUGCUGUAGAAACCGCAGGGGUUUUCGGUCAGAAUUCUAGCCUAAAUUUUUCGGUGAUUCUUAAUUUGAGAAAUUGGGUGUUAGUGGAUAGAGUACAAUGUUUCCACAGGAAGUCAAUUUUCUCUCGGCUACUCCAGACGAGUUAUUUCAUAAAAAAAUCUAAGCUUUUAUCAUCGUUUUCGAACUGCUUCGCGCCAAAUUUUUAUUGAACUUCUCAGAUAUCCUUGCAAAACAAGCGCUAUAAUUUUCAGCAACUUUUACUUGGACCUCUUGGAGUAUACAGUAAAAAUUUGAAGAAGUUCUGUGAAUCUUAUUUCAAGCUAUGACGAUUUUUCAAAAUUUUUCAACUUUUUUUCUCCCACUGUUUGCAUUUCUCCUCCAAAAAAAUUGGUCCAAGUAUUGUUGAGUACCCUCUAAAACUACUCAUAUUUACCCGAAAACACGAUGUAAAUGUUUUUACAUUUUUGGGCCGUUCCUCUUCAUCUCUACUUUUAACUGGAGUUACUUUGGCUUCGAAAAGAGAGGAAAUGUCUUUGUUUCCGUUAUUUGAGCGGGUUUUAAGACCUUGGUGAGUUUUGCGAGAUGUUUCUAUUAAAAAUUACAACUUCUUCUACUUUUAAAACUUCUUUAUGGCCAUGGCCAAAAGUGCCAGUGUCCAGAAAAGUGGUUACAAGCUGCGCAAUCUAAGCAUUCUCGUUUUGUGGGGGUUUUUGAAUUUUUUUGACGACAAAUUGAACUGUCAUGCCUCAGACGAUCAAGUCUAAUUAUUGAAAGUUUAAAAGGCAAGAGGCCAAAGCGCCUCAAAGCGCAUUUCCAACCCUAAUUUCUAAAAUGCCAGAGGGCAUUCACCUGCAAACUUCCUGAUUUCUCCUUGAGAAUUUUUAUCUUGACUUUUUUGAACCCCAAAAUUGGAAUUUGCAUAAUUUUAGACAUAAAAAAUUACGUGUUUUGGGGUCGGAAAGAAAGAAAGAGGCCCAUAAGGAAGUGACAUGCAAAAUUUAAGGAUGUUUAAAUAUUUUUUUGACUUACUUCUUGACCUGUCUGUCUCUAAAAUAGGAGUAAAAAAAAGAACCAAACUCUGAAUAUUUUGUGAUUUUGAAAUUUUGAUUUUUCGAUUUUAUCGCCACCAAUCUCAUAAAGUCAAUGUUUCCUAGGGCUUGAGGGGAAUUCGGACCGCAAUCCUCCAGAUCGAUCAUGUUUUGUUCCGAAUUUGAAUGGCUUAUCUUAUUCCUGUCAUAUGUUUCCCGUCCUGUCAAAACAUACCCAUCAUAACGUCUUACUUUUAUUUUAUUUCCCCCUAAAUCUCGCUCCUACUGUAUCAUAACGUCUCUAUUGCCGCCUCCACUCGACCCAAUGAUCCCACUCUAUCAUUCCGAAGGCAACAACAAAACCCCUGAAGGCAGAACAUAACCCUUUGUGUUUUAUGGGUCAAAUGAAUUUACAUUUUCCUAAUUUUUUAUGUUUAAUCCCCUCCGGCGCUUUAAUCCGCGCACUUUGGCCCAAAUGCCGCGGCCCUCAAAAAAUGGCGGUUUUAUGGCGCCGAAAAAAUUUAAAUUCCCGAAAAUUUGCGGUCGAACAUCAAAAAGUUGUCGGUAUUUAUUCGAAUAUCUAUUGAACGAAAUGCCGAAUUAAUUGUUCACCGUAGUCCUGCAGCUCUAAUCAUUGCAUCAGGCCAACAUUGGCACUUAUUCCCGGCUGUUUAUUACUGUAACUUAAAUCUGACUUCAAGAAACAUGGAAUGGCAAGUAUUUCGGAGCAGAUUAGCCCUUAAUUAGCCCUCUAAUUAAUGUGUGUAAAGCUUAUUUCAUGUUUUCCAUGUCUCUUUUUGAAGGGAUUUGAAUGGGAUUAAACGUGGUGGGAAAUACAGCAGUAUUAAUACUGUGAUAGGGAGCCAAACUCGUGGCCAGCCACUUUUUAAUGAUCCCUUUUCGACAAUUUUUAAUUGGCUUUAUUUUUGCGGCUGUUUUUAGUAGCAAAAAGUAGAGAAAAGGAAAUUUGGGUUCGGUUUUGCUUUGAUUCCAGUGAAAAUCACUUAUUCGCGCCUUUUCGGCAAUCGAAUGGGGAAAAAGAAAGAACGAGGGAGACGUGGUCUUGUGGUGUAGGGGUUAUCACAUCUGUCUAACACACAGAAGGUCGGCGGUUCGAUUCCGCCCGAGAUCAGUUCCUUUUUUCGUCUUUUUGAGGCGAUUUUUGAGCUGGUUUAGGUAAUAGAAAAUAAUGGAAUAGUUGAGAAAUUAUUUUAAAUACUUCUUAGUUUAUUAAAAAACGCCUUUUGAAUUAUAAUUUUUACUCUUUUCGUUUUCAAAGUGAAAUUUUUUGAAUUUUUUCAGCUAUCUGUAAACAAAGGUUGCAAAGUAAUAGAUAAAUGUGAUUUCUCGUCUAGACAUUGUCUCAUCUCCCCCUUUUCUUCCUUGUUGUUCGACUCUUUUCCCCUUCCUUACCUAGAACUGACCUCUGCCUCUCUUCGGCCCCUAAGACACUUGCUGCGCGACCUUCGGCUAUGCCCGAUAUCCCGUCCGGACGCCCGUUUCCUGCGUGAUAUCAGCCCUGAUUCGAUUCCCCGAGGGCCUGAUAAUUCGACUUGUGAAGAGCCGGCGAAAUCGAAUCAUAGCCUCGGGGGGUCGCGCAAGUUCUCGGCUCAUUUUUCCCGAAACGCAAUUCUUCGGGGCCGCCAAAUUACGGGGCCGCCGGCUUGUCGCGAAAUUUGAGGCGUUCGACACUUUUUUGGAGGGCCGCGCUCGGCCCUUGAAUGGACUCUUAAAACUACAAAAAACACGUCGUUAUAUUUGACAUGCCCUCCGAAGGGAGAGGCCGGCGUUUUUAUCGUGGAAUUAGCCACAAUUAGGCUGCUUGAUGAGCAAAAUUGAAAGGGCUGGGGUCAAGUUCUCACCAUUUUCGGGGUAAAACUUUUAAGUUUGGCCCGUAAAAUUACAGUAAUCUUUGAGAUAAAAUUUCUUAAAUCACGUUAUUUUUAAACAAAUUUGUUUUUGCCCUUUUAAUUGAAUGCUCGUAAUAUCUUGAUUUCAAAUAAAUUCAUUUUUGUGGUUUCCCAAUUAAAAUUUAUAUCAUCCUGGAGGCCUGCGACACGUGUAAAGACCCAAAGAAAUGUGGUGUGAGCUCAUAAAUCAUGUCUUAAAUGCCAUCUGCAGACCUCAAGAUGUCCAGAAAGUCCAGAGGUUUUAUGAAAUUUAUAAUUUCAGGGGCUGAUUUUAGAUAAUCACUUUGUUUAGCCCUGAACUUUUAUUGUUAGCGGGGAGGUGCUCGGGAUAUCGGUAUUCCCUCAAAUUCAGCUCAUAUUCUCUAUCACGGGCAUAGUUUAAAUCUCUGAGUUUUAGCUGAUAUACUUUGCAAAGGCCGGGGAGAUAUCAUCAAAAAAAUUUUCGCGAGAGACCGUGGUAAAUGAGGAGAGAUAACAGAGAAUUUUUUGUUUUUGAAAAUUGCAAAAUUUGUGAAUUUUUUACACUUCCGGACUAAAAAUAUUGACUGUUUAUGGAGAGCGCGGGCUAAAAAUUCCCUUAAAAUUCGUAAAAAAGUUUGUAUUUUAAUUCUACGCCAAUCUUUCCCAAAUUCCGCGCCUGUUUUUUACUCAGUAACCUGGCUAUUUACCACUUUACAGCCUUAUUUUCCGCUCUCAUAAUCCCUCGGAUUAGCACCUAACAACCUCUUACUCGAUAUUCUUUACAGUUUGACUGUCUCCUGACCUUGUUUGCCUUCCGUUGCCACCCAACUUGAAUAUUAUAGGUCUUUUUGGGGGCACAAAAGAACAACCAUAAUGGCAUGCCUAAUGUCAAAAGACGGCCAAAUCUCAUUACUUUUGCAACACAAUUUUAUAAACUCUUUUUUUCUUGGCCUUUCGAACCCUGAGGGAGGUUUUUGAUGUCUUUGUUUAUUUCGCCGAGAAUGUUGUUGUAUUGCGAACAGGUUUCGCUUUGGGAAAGGUAAGGUACGAGGAAGUGACCAGAAAAAUUUUCCUGCAAAAAAUCAAUUUUUUCCAGUUGAAUCUCGCAAAGAAAUCAGUAAAAAUAUUUUUUCUCUGGCCGUCUCUCCUGAUUUUCUUGUCUCUCGUCAAAAAAUGUUUGCUGAAUAUCUCGGCUCCCCAUGAAAAUUAAAUGCUGAUCUUUUCAAAAACUAAAAUAUACACCCUAUUGGAAAUAUUAGCGAAAUUGUAGGCCGCAAAUUCACAGCAAUAAAAGUUACGCAAUCAAAAAUUGUUGCUCCAAAAAUUUUUUUUAUUUUUUUUACUCUCGUCUCGUAUCUUACUUUGACAGGACGCACAGUGAAGUAAGCCUUUCAUUAGGCUCGUUAUGAGUAUUUUGGGUGUUUUUGAGCCAAGAAUAAGUCAUGCGACACAAUAACAUACGUCAUUCCCUGGUAUGUCUAUAAUGGAAGCCAGGUUUUUAAUUCAAUAUAUGCCAAAAAUAUCACGAUGAAAGGAGGAUUUAUAAUCCGAUUCUCUUUCAUUUUGAACUUCAAACAGAUCGCGACAUUUUGAUUACUGUGAUUUUUUUACUAUUAGAAAACGUCAUUUUAAUUUUUUUUUUAUUAAUUUUUUGAUAUUUUGCCGAUAAAUUUAUCAAAAAGCUAUUAAUAUUUUUUAUUAAAAAUGCAAACAUCUUGUAUCUUGCAUCCUAAUUUUUCCGAAAUUCAAAUAAAUCUUUUUUAUUUCACGAAAAUUUCGCCGAUUCUCUUCCUCCAUUCCGAUCGCUUUUUGAAGUGUGGUCUUGUGGUGUAGGGGUUAUCACAUCUGUCUAACACACAGAAGGUCGGCGGUUCGAUUCCGCCCGAGAUCAGUUCUUUUUUUCGUCUUUUUCCUUUGGUUUUCUUUAUUUUCUUGACAGCUGGAAUGUUGUAUUUAGUUGUUAGACGUUUGAUAUUUAAUUGUUAUGUUGUAAUAGCCACCUCCACAGUCUGAAAUCCGCUCUUCUCCUAAUUUUCUCAAAUUUUCCUCAGAAAUUGCUGGUUGAGAAGGCUAUAGUCUUGUAAUUAUUGUAUUUGUGUACUAAGAAGUUGUAGGACUCGACUACAACCCCUUCACUGCCCAUUUUCAUUCUCGAAACCGGUAUUUACAAGUUUUCUUCCCCCUUUCGAACUCAUUAAUUCCCUUUCCCCCUCCUUUAUCCCUCCUCGCUUCGCUGAAUUCCAAUGCCUUCGAAACUAUUCAACAGGAUUCAGAAGGCAUUUCCCGGCCAAGUUCAUGUCAUAAUUUCGGGAACCUUGGGGCGUUUAGGCCCUUUUUUUGGGGGGAAACCUGAUUUCAGCGCCCGAGAAAACUCUGCGAAAUCCGAUUACACUUGGCACGGAAAGAGUGUAAAUGGCACUUUGCAGGGACCAGGGGUAGACUCGGAUUGUCUAGAGAGGAUGUUAUCUUAUUCAUCAUGUAUUGUUUUUCGGAGGGGAUCAAAGAUAUUAUCCGUGGCCAAUUGAUGUCAAGGAUAACGUGAAAUGUAUGCCGACAGCAUUUUUGAGAAUGUAUUUGGGAAUCUGACGGCAAUUUUAGAGCUCGAAUAUAGUCUUUGUAUCACCUUGAUUAUCAAGAUAGAUUUUUGGGAUCAACUUUCAUAUUAUCCAUGACGUAGUGGUCCCAUUGGCCAUGAAUAAUACAUCACAACACAACUCUCACCAAAGCUGCUAUCAGUUGUAAAAUUAAGCGCCUUAUGGGUUGCUCUUUUGGUCUACAGGAAAUCUUUUUUGGACGAUUAUCCAAAAAAAUCUGAGAAGUUUUGAAAAUUCUCACUUAUAGUCUAAUGUCUAGAAUUUCUACAAAUAAAAUGUAGCCCUAACUGCUUAAACUCUUUGGUCUAGCCUAUGGUGAUUGUUACUCAAUGCCUCUUGACAGUUAUUUUUACGUAACUUUAAAGCAGUGUGCAUGUGGUGACCAAGUUGUAAACGUUACACAGGGUGUAACAUCUUGAUCCUCUUUGUCCCCAAAACCCCCAUUGGCUAUUUCCCUUUCAUCCGUUGGCAUUUCCAAACAGAAAAUAUGUCUUUUUUCGUGCAGAUGAGCCUGGAUGAUAUUAUACUUGAUGAUGUGGAGAGCAAAAACACAUCAUGUUCUCAUAGACUGAAAGGUGGAAACUAGUUAACUAAGAUGUAGAGGGAAUUUUAGGGAUAUUUGGAAUAUAAGCUACACCGAAAAUGGGGAGAUUUGGGGUAAAAUACGAGGAGUUCCAAAUAUUGGUUGUUGUUGUUCAGAUAAAGAAAAUCGUAUUCAAAGACAAUAUUGAGGCUAGUAGAUAAGUCAGCGCCGAUUUAACGUUCUCUGAUCGUAUUUUAUAGCUAAAUUUUAAAUUCCAAAAAUUUUUCCAAAACCAUUUUUGAUAAUUCGCAGAAAAAGUUGAAAAAAACCCGUGACUUCUGAACAAGUUGUUUGCUUUUCUGUAUUCAUUCCCUGCACCGUCCAUCAAAAGUAUAUUUUCCCCUCAAUUUUUGUAUUAUUCUGUUUUUUGGUGUCAUCCGUUCCAUUCCCCAUGCCAAAACUCUUGACUUUUCUCCCAAAUUCCCACGUCCUCGAGGUCCUGGGGUCUUUAACUUCAGGUCCCUCAAAUAUUUGCAUAUUCAAGUCGCUUUUUUAUUUGUUUUUUGCGUUGAACAAUGACGCGGGCCGAAACCGUAUCUGCGGUACUCGAAAAGAGUUAGGAGUAAGGACUCGGAUUAAACGUUUCGGAUUAUUUUUGUUUGCCUUAAGCGGAGAGGAGAAGGGGAUCUCUCGGGGCGAUUUACUUUGUUGUCGAUGGAAAAAUGGGAUUUUAGAGGGAAUUUCGGAAUUCCGAGGACGAGCGCAGGUAAAAGUUGGGCCGGAUUUCGGCCUCCGAAGGGAUAUUUGGGCUGGUUCAAAACUAGUCAUAACUUUGGAUUCCAGAGAGUUUUUUCUCAUCAAAAUGACCUUGUUUUGGGCAAAAAAUCACUGUCGUUUUUUUAUGCUAUAGAUGCUAAAUUAACCCUCUUUUCUGACCCUGAAAUGUACCCUGCUCUCUCUGUGCCUAAAUCAAGACUAUGUGGGAGUUUCUGUCUGAAUCGCCCUCUAAUUCCCCACAUUUUUGGUUUCCUGUUUCCCCAAAACUGAACAAUUCCAUAAAAUUUUUCCCGGAACAUCACAAAUUUUACUGUGUUUUCCCUUAAAUUGCUCUUGAAUGGGUUUGUUCGGGCCUCUUUGCAACCUCGCUUAUCUAUCAAGUGGACUUCGGAGGUCGAAAAUCCCUCGUAAAUUCGGCAAAAUCCCUGUGAAUCCGCGGGCUUUGCUCGGAACUCGUCUGAACUUGGGUGUAUGCCGGAUUGAAUUAGCCCGCUUUUCAUGGGAUAUUAUCUCGAUACAGACGGAACAGCAUUACACAUCCAUUGUGUUGGAGUUUGCGGCUACUGUCUGAGGAGAAGCGAGCCAAAUUCCGAUUUCUACGGCUGUUUUUCCGAGUUUUCGGGGCCAAACUUGUCCAUUUUGCUUAGAUGUAAAUUUACAACUGAUGGUGUAAAGUUACACCUAGUUACAUAUAGUCUUGUAAAGUCUCAAAUGUAAUUUUAAACCUGUUUUAAGGCAUAAAAACAAUGUAAAUUGUCAUGUUUUAGUUUAAUUUUACCUCCCUUUUCAGCUCAACCCACACUUUUUUCGCGUCGUCUUCGGGGAACCCGGACGAAGCGGCAGUCCAGUCCGGCGACUGUGGCCGCCCAUCGGAGUGGCGGUUCUGGCACCGGCUGGCCGGCCGUUACAAGGCGCAGCAGGUCAUCGAGCGGCAGCGGUUCCUCGGCCGCCUUCAGCAGCAGUUCCUGCCCGGCGUGGAGCCGCCUCAUGUCUCCAACGACCUGAUCAUGGGCAACAUCUCCAUGGAGAAUAGCCGCAAGGCCGAGAAGGUCCGCUUCGAGGAGGGCAGGGUGAGUUUGGCGGUCAUUCAGGAACGGUUUUAGUAAUUUCUUGGUUAAAAAAAUUUUAAAAAAUUUGUAUAUUAUCCAUGGGAUGAUUUAGUCAUCAAAAUCAAUAUCGAUUUUUUUCAGGAAGACGAAGCCGCCUGUAGAUUCGAGCAGGGCCUGAUCGACAAAACGGCCAUUUCUUCAUGUUUUCGAGGUACCCUCACCUACCAGCUGCGCUACGAUUUUAUUCAUCGGGUCCUGAUGCUACAUGUCCGGAGGGCAAACAAUCUGCCAACCACGGUAACAAUUUAAAAUUUUUUGACACACGAUAGUCCAGAAAUUACCAUCGAGACCAUCGUACCUUUAUUUUACCUUCAAAAAUUUCCAGGACGGAGCUCCCGAUCCGUAUGUGAAAAUGUACUGUCUUCCGGAGCGGCGAAACCACUGGAAAACGAGUAUUUUCAAGAAAUGCGUGGACCCCGAGUUCAACGAAAUGUUCUCUUUCGAUAUUCCCUACAAUGAACUUGCUCACAGAAUGCUACAAGUGAGUUCUUAUCCUCAGCGGAACACCUCUUUGGCAUGUGUAAUAUAAUUUUGGAGGGCUCGGUUAAAAAUCCGGAAAUAAAUCCGCCCAUUUUACAAUUGUCCAUUCGAGUAAUCACCCUCUGUUCUUGUAGUUUACCGUCUACGACUUUGAUCGGUUCACACGACACGGGUUGAUUGGGAAUGUGAUCAUGAGGGACCUGUUCGAAAAGUCGGACCUCUACAAUUGGACCGAAUUCACGAUGCCCAUCGUGGGGAGUCAGGUAAAUCCGCCCUCACAAAAAAAACCCACCCCACCUCCACAACAAGAAUAACCCACUAUUUUGCAGGAGAAAAACGAUUACGGCGAUCUGUUGUUGUACUUGGCCUACUCGGCCGACCUUUGUAAAUUGUACCUCACCGUGGCCAAAGCCUACAACCUUCGGCCCAUGGAUAUUACCGGUGCUUCGGGUGGGUGUUCAUCUCCUUGCUUAUCGAUUUAGAAGAAGCUAUGACACUAAUUAUGCAUGUUUUAGACCCUUAUGUAAAGUGCGAACAAAUCUACCAGAGGAAACGGGUAAAAAUGCGAAAAACCUCAAUAAAACGUGCCAAUCUGAAUCCGGUGUACCAUGAGUGUCUCGAGUUCGACCUCCCCAUCAAUCAGAUCAAGGAUACCAGCAUCUUGGUCCAGGUUAUGGACUGGGAUCGGUGAGUUUAUUUUGAUCAAUCCAAAAUAGAAGAAAAAAAUCCCGCCCCUUUUUGGUGAUUCGUUCAAAACGAAACGUCACUAUCGAUAAACGCAUUUUCUUAUCUUUCCUCUUCCUUUUCGAGAAAAAGCAAUACUGUCUAAACCAGCCAUAAUACAACUUUUGUUACAGCAUUGGUCGAGACGAUCUCCUUGGCUGUUGUGUGCUCGGAAAUGACUCUCCCACCGCUGAAGGUCGUACCCAAUGGAUGCAAUGUUUCACUCUCGUCUACGGCAAUAACCUCCCUCAGGCCGCGAGCACCGAUCACUUCCAGACGUUGAGCAACGGCGAGACCCGGCUAGAUGCCGCUCCAGAUCUCGACAAUGGCCUCAAAGAGAAUGGAAAUGAAUUGGAACCCAAUGGGAUCAGCCUCCGAGAACUGCGGGGCAAGUAUUCGGUGGCCAGUCUCGGGUCCAACGGAAAUCCGAUUGGAAUGCAAUGCUUUGACGCCGCCCUCAGGCCAAUCGGAACUUGGCAUUCGAUUCUUGGCGAAGUCCCGGACAGUUAUAGGAACAUCCCGAAGGCCAAGAGGAAAUAG
Molecule: messenger RNA, 14874 nt
Organism: Bursaphelenchus xylophilus (pine wood nematode)
Lineage: Eukaryota; Metazoa; Nematoda; Chromadorea; Rhabditida; Aphelenchoididae
Source: the annotation of a GenBank genome assembly